AUGAACAGCCUACAUUGGACACGUUUGCAUCCAUGCCUGUUGCUGCUCUCUAUCGUUUGGUGUGCCAACAAAAUUCCCGUUGAAAACUCAAUCAUCCGCUACAGCUAUCCGGUGGAAGUUCACAAGGUCACCACAACCGACGGUUACAUUUUGAGCCUGGUUCGAAUACCAAAAGAUGGCCGUCAACCGAUUCUCCUGGUGCAUGGCCUGAUGUGUUCGUCAGCCGAAUGGACCGUGUUGGGGAAUCAAUCGCUGCCUUUGCGUCUAUCCGAAGCAAACUACGAUGUUUGGUUAGCGAAUGCCAGAGGGAACACGUUUUCUCGUCGCCAUUCAAAAAUCAGCGCAUCGAGUAAAAAAUUUUGGACCUUUAGCUGGCAUGAAAUAGGAAUGUACGAUCUACCGGCAGUGAUAGAUCGAAUUCUGGAGGUAACUGGUUUUCCAUCUGUGCAUUACGUCGGGCAUUCACAGGGAUGCACGGCGUUCUGUGUGAUGAGUUCCAGCCUCCCGGAGUACGAUCGUAAGAUCAAAACUGGUCACUUGAUGGCGCCGGCAGUCAUGAUGUAUCACACGUACUCGCCACCGAUUCGGGUACUGAUUCCAAGGGUUAAAGAGCUCAAAAUGCUAGCUGGAUUUCUGGGCAUAUGGGAACUCCUCAGUCGGUCUGACGAUUCCUUUAUUGGAGCAACGAUGACGGCCAUACAGGAAUCUACACCACCCGAAACAUUUUUGUCCAUUGCAAACGCCAUAUCGGGCAUGCGUCCGGCGCAACUUAGCCAAUCGUUAACCAAACGAAUAAUGGAAACAAUGCCGGCGGGGUCAGCCCUGAUGCAGUUCGAACAUUACGGCCAAGUGAUCGCAUCCGGUAGGUUUCAACAGUUUGACUACGGUGCAGCGGAAAACUGGCUGCGGUACAACGCGACAAAACCUCCCAGCUAUAAGCUGGAAAAGAUUCGAGCUCCGUUGGCGCUUUACUACAGUGAUAACGAUUGGUUGGUAGCGCUGAAAGAUAUCCAGCAACUGAAGAACAGGCUCAAGAAUGUAAUCUUUGAUUAUCACGUCGAAGGACCGCAGUUUAAUCAUAUAGACUUUAUGUUUGAUAAGGAAGCUUCUAAGAUAUACGAUGAAAUAAUACGAAUAGUGAAGGAAAGUGAUUCGGGGUAGAGCCAUUAUUGGCUUAAACUGGGUAUAUUUGUACGACAUGUAUUAGCUACAUGUUGUAAAAUGAAACUAUUACAUAAUCAAGUUGUUUUUACGAAGAGGAUACGAACCGAGUAAAAUUAAAACUGUGUAAUGAAAUCAUUCAAAACUUGCUUUCGUCGUCUUCGAUAAAAAUACGAUGAAUCGAAAUCACUUUGUAAUGUAACACGAACAAAUGAUAUUUGAUCCUUCUGAAAUUUCCACAGUAUAUUCAAAAUUAUCUUCUCCAGCAACGCACGAAGGAUUUUAUUUUUUAUUACAUAACUUUAUUCAUUAGCAAUUUUGAGUCAAGUUUUAAUUAUGUGUUACGAACUCAUCU
This is a messenger RNA of Topomyia yanbarensis, 1516 nucleotides long. Its product is annotated as lipase 3-like. NCBI's taxonomy places the organism in Eukaryota, Metazoa, Arthropoda, Insecta, Diptera, Culicidae. The coding region runs from base 1 to 1161 and encodes 386 amino acids. The transcript is spliced from 3 exons. The record is from RefSeq and is a predicted model, not a curated record. Gene Ontology annotation, molecular function: hydrolase activity, acting on ester bonds. Gene Ontology annotation, biological process: lipid metabolic process.